GGCGCAUGUUUUCGACUUCUCCUUGGCCGCGUUUGCGGGACAACGCAACGCGAAAAACGUGAAAAAUGGACGAGAAAAUCAUGGACAAUGCGAACUCACUUGACAAGACGGCGCGGAAUCUCACCGACGAUAUACAGAGCAUGUCAAAUUACAGGGCGCUUUACAACGAGAUACAAAAACUCGUCGCGUCGCCCGCUGUGGAUAAGGACGAUUUCAAGAACUCGCUGAUGACAGCGCUCAAGGAUAACGGCCUGGAAACGGAGAUCCGAAACACUGUGUUUCACUGGGCACGAUCGCGGGGUUCAUUACACUCUCGGUCAGUUUCACAUAUACAGACAGCUGACCUGAGUUAUCUAAAGAAAACUCAAAUUCAAUGGGAACGACGCAUACAAAAAUCAUUGAACUCAACAUGCAGCGAAUUGAACAUUCCUCUGGCUCGUAUAAGACCCACCGUUGAUAGAGAAGAGUUAGCUGAAAAAUGGAAUGAAUUGAGCACUUAUGACAUCGAUCUGUCGCAAUAUCGGCCACUGUACGCGCCAAAGGACUUCCUGGAUGUAUUGUUCUCCAUACGUGAUCCUUCAUUCAAAAAGCAACCAGACGAAUUAAAUUGGGAUUUCAGUCACAUACAAAUUAGUGUAAAAACGCUUGCACAAUUGAGGCGUAUGUACACAGAAUUAGCACAGGGAAUACCAUUAUUGGGAAUAAAUCCCGAUAUGCCGGCCGCAGAAAAUUUUUCAAAUUUGGAAGCCGAGCGAACGUACAUUGGCGAAAAAGUAUUAAAUUCGAAUCAUGCUCCGGUUGCUCAAGAGUUUCUUAAAAGGGGAUCCCCUCGAGCAUUGCGCGGUCGCAUUUGGUCACUCGUUCUCGGAUCUGUUAUCAAAGAUAAUGACAUAGAAUAUUAUGAGGAAUUGAAAAAUAUGGUUUUGCAAUAUGAUAUUGUGGUAGACAAACUGAUAAUAAUGGAUGUACAAUUAACGGCGAGAAACGAUGAUCAAUACUUUGUAUUCGAAGACGUUUUAUAUAAAACAAUGCUGUGCUUCUCAAGAGAUUCCGAGAUACUUGCACCAGUCACGACUGACAGAAGUGCCGGGGGUCAAGUGAUCCACGCGGUUUUGCAAGGCAAACCAGCGACGUUGGAAAACACCUUGGUCUUUCCCCCAAGUGGUGUUAUUCCGUUUCAUGGAUUUACGAUGUAUGCUACACCAUUUUGUUAUUUAUAUGAUGAUCCCUGCGCUAUGUAUUAUACUUUCCGUGCGUUCUACUUGAGAUAUUGGUUUCGUUUGCACACUGUAUCGAGCCACGAACAAGGUAUAGUUGCCCUCUGUUUACUUUUCGAACGACUACUGCAAUGCCAUGAACCGCAUUUGUGGGCUCAUUUCAAAAAUAUACACGUUCAACCCAUAAAAAUAGUUUUUAAAUGGCUUAUGAGAGGCUUCAGCGGCCAUUUACCGCCUGAACAACUAUUGUACCUUUGGGAUUUAAUUCUCGGUUAUGACUCUUUGGAAAUUAUUCCACUGUUGGCAGUGACAAUAUUGAGUUUUCGAAAAGAAAAUUUACUGCAAGUUAAUACUCAACAGAAUGUAGAGGCUGUGUUAGCAGACUUAUCCUCAUUAAAAGUAAUGCCUUUACUACAGCUGGCUCUUCUAAAAGAAUAGUGUCGCUUUACACGUGAAAGUAUAAACAUUUAUCUCAAAAUUUGUAAAUUUCUUUUUUUAGGUGUUUAUUACUCUUUUAGCUUCCAUAUUUCAGGGCUGGUCUUGUCAAUUCCGAUUAACUUUUAUAAAAAAAAUUGAUUAAAUUUAUGAAUUGCCUUAAACUAUUGUGUGAAAACUUAAAAUUGAUCAUUCUUAAUUUAAUUUUUUAUUUUAAUUUAAAAGCUAUUUAAUUUUAGCAAUUAAAAGUAUUGCAUUUUACAUAAAUUGUAAUUUAUGGAAAAAGUACAAGGAAAACUAAAUAAUACAUCAGUUUUAAGUUUUACAUUUAUAAAUUUAAUCAAGCAAUUUUUAAAAUUAAUCAGAGUUGAUAAGACUGGCUCUUAUUUCGUAAUUUUAAUCAUGAAAAAAAUAUGUACUGAUAUUGAAAAAUACAUAUGCUAUUAUGUAUUGAAUAAAUAAACGACGGACAAUCUUAAAAUUAUUUUUUACAACAA
This is a messenger RNA of Solenopsis invicta (red fire ant), 2149 nucleotides long. Its product is annotated as TBC1 domain family member 19. The transcript has 11 exons. The record is from RefSeq and is a predicted model, not a curated record. Bases 66 to 1655 code for a protein of 529 amino acids. Lineage: Eukaryota; Metazoa; Arthropoda; Insecta; Hymenoptera; Formicidae.